GUGACGAUGAAUGUGUGAGACAUUCACUAACAAUCAGGAACCGAUGUGAGUGGAUGUAAAUAAUGUGUUCAGUUAUUAUUCGUACUGCGACGAAGUUUUCUGCUGCUUUUAUCCCUACACAGUCCUCUCGAAAAAGCAAGUCUUUAAUUUCUGCAGCUUCCGUUCAUAUGAGAAAAAUGGUGCAUUACUUAACAGAGCAGAGAGGACGUCCAAACUCGACUGACUACAGGAUUUACUUAAAAACUUCAGAUGGGAAAUACAUAUCCCCCUUCCAUGACAUCCCUCUGUAUGUUGCUGAUGAACAGGACUGUGUUGUUCCACCAAAGAAAAUGAAAAUGAAUGGGAUAAUUUUUAAUAUGGUCGUGGAAGUACCUCGUUGGUCAAAUGCUAAGAUGGAGAUAGCUACAAAGGAACCAUUAAACCCAAUCAGGCAAGAUGUAAAGAAAGGCAAGCUACGAUAUGUAGCUAAUGUUUUUCCACACAAAGGAUACAUUUGGAACUAUGGUGCACUUCCACAGACAUGGGAAGAUCCCAAGCACACUGACAAGGAAACCAUGUGCUGUGGAGACAAUGACCCAAUAGAUGUGUGCGAGAUUGGCUCCAAGGUGUGUGUUACGGGGCAGGUGAUUCAGGUUAAAGUUCUUGGAAUUCUGGGUUUGAUAGAUGAAGGAGAGACUGACUGGAAAGUAAUAGCCAUCAAUGUAGAGGACCCUGAUUCAUCAAGCCUUAACAGUAUUGAGGAUGUGAGAAAGAUUAAGCCUGGACAUCUUGAGGCUACAGUGGAUUGGUUUAAAAAAUAUAAAGUACCUGAUGGAAAACCUGAAAACCAGUUUGCAUUCAAUGGACAGUUUAAGGAUAAGGACUUUGCCAUAGAAGUCAUAAAAUCAACACAUAGCUACUGGAAAGCGUUGGUGAUGCGAAAAAAGAUGAAAGAUGAUGAAAUAGUUUGUCAAAACUCGUCCUUGUGCGAUAGUCCCUUCAAAUGUAGUGAUGAAGAAGCCAGUGCUGUGGUUGAAACUACCGCAGAAUAUGGGGAACCCCUUCCUGUAUCUCCUGAAGUGGACAAGUGGCACUUCCUCUAAAAAUGACAAACUUUUCAUAUUUGUGAAGUGAUUACGAUCAUAAGAAGAUAGAAAAGAGCAAAAGCUGCCAUUACAUGGGUAUUGUGUAAUGUACUCGAUGUAUUUUUGUUUUAUUAAUGUUUUAUUUUUAAAACAUUGCUUAAUUUAUUAGUACAAGGAGCAAGCACUUGUAAAUAAUUGAUCACUUAUGAAGUGUAUUUUCUUACCAAUCAUUUGUGUAUUUUUGCAGAUUGUUUCUGUACAUGGUUAUUGUUAUUUACAUAUUUACAAAAUACAUUUCUUUCAGUGCCAAAAUCAUGUUACAUUUCAUACUUUGAAGUUUGAAUUAUUAACAAUCUUUGCAACUUGAGUUUCUAAGUAAGACUGUAAUAAAUGUUUAUUAUUAAGGACACAUUUAGUAUUUGUUUUCAGAAGUGUUCACGGUAGCUGGUUGCAACAAACAAACUAAUCAGACCAACUGUUGCAGGUUAGGGUUGUGUUUAGUUUUAAAGGCCGUGUUUGGUGAUCAUAUUCUUUAAAAAUAAACUUUUUUUUUGUUUUGCA
Danio rerio (zebrafish) is the source of this 1625-nucleotide messenger RNA. The record is from RefSeq and is a predicted model, not a curated record. NCBI's taxonomy places the organism in Eukaryota, Metazoa, Chordata, Actinopteri, Cypriniformes, Danionidae.